AGGCCGCGCGAGUCCUGGAAAGCGUUGUUGGCCCGGUUGCUCUGGAGCCGGGUCUCCGGUCUGGUGGCUGCCCGCCCUCCAGCAUCUCGCCAUGGGGAGCACGGAGAGUAGCGAGGGCCGUAGGGUGUCCUUUGGAGUGGACGAGGAGGAGCGGGUCCGGGUGCUGCAGGGUGUCCGGCUGUCUGAAAACGUGGUGAACCGCAUGAAGGAGCCCAGCUCUCCACCCCCUGCUCCUGCACCUUCUACCUUUGGCCUUCAAGAUGGCGACUUGAGAGCCCCUCACAAAGAAUCCACACUGCCCAGGUCGGGGAGCAGUGGUGGCCAGCAGCCCUCAGGGACGAAGGAGGGUGUCAAGAGGUAUGAACAGGAGCAUGCUGCUGUCCAGGAUAAGCUCUUCCAGGUGGCAAAGAGGGAAAGAGAGGCUGCCACCAAGCACUCCAAGACAUCCCUGCCCAUGGGCGAAGGCAGCAUCAGCCAUGAAGAGCAGAAGUCAGUCCGGCUGGCCAGGGAGCUGGAGAGCAAAGAGGCAGAGCUAAGACGCCGUGACACCUUCUACAAGGAGCAGCUGGAGCGUAUUGAGAGGAAGAAUGCUGAGAUGUAUAAACUGUCUUCACAGCAAUUCCAUGAGGCAGCCUCAAAGAUGGAGAGCACAAUAAAAAUGUCUUGGAAUUUUCUAAAGGCAGAAUGGAGCUCAUGUGGCGGGUGCAGAGAGCAAGAGCUAUGGAGCUGAGCACACUCCACUCUUCCUAUCCCGGCCCCUCUCACUGCUCUGUGACUGUGGGCCAGUAACGUGAGCUGCCUGUGACUUACCAACCUUGUCUGCAGAAUGGGACGGGAAGGUCCAGCUCACAGGGUUGUUGUGAACCUAGAACACAGGAGGCCCUGACAGGCAGAAGUUCCCAAGACCACAGACAUCCAGAUCCACUCUCAAAUGAGGCCGAAUUUUCUGCCCGUGCUGUUGACCAUCAGCUCCCCUCCCACAGCCUGAUCCUCAUUCCAGAUCUCUCCCAGUGCGGAAGACUUCCUGGGCAGCACCUGGAAGCAGCUUUAGGAACCUGCUCAUAAGCUACAGCUCCUCCCCUUUUCCAUUACGUGGGUUAAG
Messenger RNA from Pongo pygmaeus (Bornean orangutan), 1102 nucleotides. RefSeq names its product coiled-coil-helix-coiled-coil-helix domain containing 6 (gene CHCHD6). Gene Ontology annotation, biological process: cristae formation; DNA damage response. The transcript is spliced from 7 exons. The record is from RefSeq and is a predicted model, not a curated record. Bases 92 to 730 code for a protein of 212 amino acids. Gene Ontology annotation, cellular component: MICOS complex; mitochondrion. Lineage: Eukaryota; Metazoa; Chordata; Mammalia; Primates; Hominidae.